This is a messenger RNA of Megalopta genalis, 1272 nucleotides long. The record is from RefSeq and is a predicted model, not a curated record. NCBI's taxonomy places the organism in Eukaryota, Metazoa, Arthropoda, Insecta, Hymenoptera, Halictidae.
AUGGUAGUACACGGCGAUGAUGCCAUCGAAUUCUCUAAAGCGGCGAUCAUGUUAAGCGCCUGUUGCCACGUUGUAACACAGAUACUGCUGUGCAGCAUUCACUACGCACGCUUUCAGCACGACACUUGUCUAGGUUGCGUGUUUUCCGCAUUAGAUUCUAUGUACUUUCCAAUAUCGAAAGUGUUCAAUACUAUAAGUGCGUUUGGAUUACUACUCCCAGUAUCGUAUGCAAUGGUAGUACACGGCGAUGAUGCCAUCGAAUUCUCUAAAGCGGCGAUCAUGUUAAGCGCCUGUUGCCACGUUGUAACACAGAUACUGCUGUGCAGCAUUCACUACGCACGCUUUCAGCGUUUGAUCGAAACUAUAAAUACUACAUUUAAGAACGCGAGGUCCUAUGAAAGGUGUGUGUUUCAACGAUACGUCGACACGUACUCCAUGUUUUACGGGCUGGCAACGUUGUGGUAUUACGUAUCACCAGUUGUCGUUGUAUUGGGAAGUAUUUUGUUACCUCAACCAUUUCCGACUGUCUCCGAGUAUCCUUUCCGCGUCGAUUACGAACCCGUAAGGACUAUAAUCUUUGUCCAUCAGGCCUUUGUCGGUUUCCAAUGCUCCGCAUCGGUCAGCGUGAACAUGUUCGCGGCACUCUUAAUUCUGUACACUGCGGCGAGGUUCGAGAUUCUGAUGAUAGAUUUGAAAGAAGCUACCAGCGUUGAUGCAUUGGUCAUCUGCGUAAAAAAGUAUCACGUAGUGACCAGAUUCGGAAAAGAUGUCGUCGAGGGUACUCGAUACAUAGCUUUGUUCACGGUACUGUACAGCAGUAUAGCCCUUGUAUUUUGCGGUCUAAGUAUUAUAGGACGGCAAUCCUUCUUGGUAAAACUGCAGUUUUGUUUCUUGGCUUGGGUUUCAUUGGUGGAGGUUUUCAUGUGCGCGUUGCCGGCUGAUAAUUUGAUAAAUGUGAGUGAAAGUACCGUUCAAAGUGUGUACGAAUCGAAGUGGUACGAACAAGUACUGGAUGUACAGAAAACAGUACUUCGCAUUUUGGUGCCGCAGGAGCCGGUUGCCAUCAGCAUAAAGUGUAUCAUCCCUAUACUUUCUUUGGAAUUUUACUGCUCGAUUGUUUCUGUUACAGUGGAGUGGUAUAUGACCGUGUGUCCAACUGACGCCCUGAUAGACGUGAUUGUUUCUGUUACAGUGGAGUGGUAUAUGACCGCGUGUCCAACUGACGUUCUGAUAGACAUGGUACCGUUCUGGACAACCAGUUGCAGCGACUGA